CAACUCGGAGACGGUCCAGAUGAAAGACCGUCUCGUGAUAAACAAUUCAGCGAGGAAGUACGUAGUGGUCAUACUCCGGGAGUACGACACGGUGCUUCUGCCACUUCAACGGCAGUGUCACCGACGAGCACCUGGAUCACGACGGAACUCAAUGAUCAGAUCUGUUCCUUUUGUUGGAAGGGAUUUCGUGAAACCUGGGUCCUGCAACUGUACCAGGUCUCCAACCUUAAACACGGUCAUGAUGGCAGAUUCGUCCAGGUUUGGUAUUAAUCUGGUGUAUGCUGUUAAAAUCGCCGGAAUACUUCGAGGGCACCAGUUGCCCAACCAACCCGAAUACUACCUGAAGGUUUCAGCACCGAUGUGGAGGGCGGUCUGCUAA
Culex quinquefasciatus (southern house mosquito) is the source of this 379-nucleotide messenger RNA. RefSeq lists its product as uncharacterized. NCBI's taxonomy places the organism in Eukaryota, Metazoa, Arthropoda, Insecta, Diptera, Culicidae. The coding region runs from base 20 to 379 and encodes 119 amino acids. The record is from RefSeq and is a predicted model, not a curated record. The transcript has 2 exons.